CAGCAGCAGCAACAGUGGAGGAUCAUUUAUCACAGGUUUCCAGCCACAGACAGACAGGGUACAACAACGGACCGCUACUGGAUAAAGACAAAGUUAACAGGGAAACCGAUGAUAUUUAAAGUGCACCGUUGUCUUUUAACGUCAGGUAUCAAAGAAGUGCUUUUACCGGGAAGUUUGCUACUCAGAGCAGCGACCACUGGAGCAUGAAAGCAGAUGUGGAGGGAGAGCAUCGACCUAAACUUCACUGAUUCUUUACGCUGGGUUUAUGCUCACUUCACCGACUUAUAUGCUUCAAACCUGUAUCUGUUUUCCUAAAGAAGCUUGUUUUAUUGGAUCGUAGUUGUUUCUCCGCUCAGGGACUCACUAAAUCUCACAACUUUGUAAAGACAAAAGCGGGUUAUUUUAGUUGUUUCCAACAUACACAGAGGACAGAGAAGACAGAAACUUGGACGAUAGGAAAAGUGGAUGUAUUUUCAGCCAUGGAUGUAACAGUUUACCCACCUCCUCCUCAGCCUCUGGCCGUGUCAAGCCACACCAGGUUAGGGCAGCCCUCCUACCCUGAUCCGGCCUUUGGGCCCAACAAGCUGGAUGGGGACGCCAUGUUCAGGAGUAUGCCAGAAGCAGGCCUUGACUUCCCCUCAACCAAUCAGUUUCGUCUGCCACAGCCCCCUCACGCUCUCUACAAGGUGACGUCACCAAACCAAUCCUCACAGCACUGGAGGAGGGACACACACAUGACUGACACACACCGUCUGCCUUGGACAUACUCAGUGGGUGGUUUGGGUGAUGAGGACUUCAACAUCCCACCUAUCACUCCCCCCAACCUGCCAGACCACAUGCUGCCCCCCCAUCUCCCUCAGGAUUCCCCCUCUGGACCGUACCCACCUCUGGACGUUCCUCCUAGCUCAGCUCCACACCACCUCUACCAGCUGCAGGGCAUGGAUCUGCCUAGCGUGCCUGGUAGCCAAGAUGGAGCUGCUAUAUUGAACCAAGAUUGUGGCACGUUCAGCCCAGAUGUUGGCCCAAUGACCAGUACACUAUCUGUGAUGCAGCAGAUGGUUAACUCGGAUUCUCGGUUUACCAGCAGCCAACAGCCAAUUGAAGCAGCUCUGGGACCCAGGAGCCAAUCAGGCAUGAUUCAACAAAGUCAGUUGUCUACCAUCAAGCAAUCUCAGCUGGGGCUGAGUGGGAACUCCAUUGCCCAUAAUUCUCCUUCACCCCCUGAAAGUAAAUCCGCCACACCAUCUCCCUCCAGUUCAGCACAUGAGGAUGAGAAUGAUGAUGGACUCAGGCACGGUGGUGGAGCAGAGAAGCGGCCAGCAGCAGUAGAUAUCUCCAAGAAACCGAAAACACCAAAGAAGAAGAAGCGAAAGGACCCCAAUGAGCCGGUGAAACCAGUGUCUGCCUAUGCCUUGUUUUUCAGAGAUACCCAAGCCAACAUCAAGGCCCAGAACCCCAACGCCACUUUUGGGGAGGUGUCAAAGAUUGUGGCGUCCAUGUGGGAUGGCUUGGGAGAGGAAGAGAAACAGGUAUACAAGAAGAAGACAGAGACAGCUAAAAAGGAGUAUUUGAAACAACUGGCUGCCUACAGAGCCAGCCUGGUCUCACAGAGUUACAGUGACCCAUCUGAAAUGAAGCUGCCCCACUCCUCCUCCUCGUCUUCCUCUUCUUCCUCUCCCUCAAUGUUUACACCCAAACCUUCAGUCUACCCUGGUCACCCAGGCCAUCACCCUUCCUCCAGCUCACUUGCCCACCCACUCCCUCUUGCUCCCCCUCAGCACCCGGGCAUGUACAUGUUGUACCCUCACCCAUCCCAUCCUUCCCAUGCCUCGAGCCCUGGUCUUGGCCCCCACCUGUCUCCUCCUCACACCCAGCUCCAUCCCCAGCUCCAGGGUCUGUCCUCCAGAGGGACCAUGCCACGGCCCAACAUCCCCCACCAGGGAGCUCUAUCCCUCAGCAGUGUGGUGGGGGCAUCCACCCCUCCUCUCCAGGUCACCUCUCCCCUCCAUAGCCAGACACAGCUGGGAGGACUGCACAGUCCACACCAUCAGCACCAGCAGCUCAGUGGACACUCACUGGGAAUGGCACACUCCCCUGCCAUUACACAGGGCUACCUCCCCUCCAUCCAGUCUGACUACCAGCCAAUAGGAGGAGGUAUGCUUAAUGGUGGAGCAGUGAUGUCAUCAUCAGUGGACUACCAUCAGAUGGGGCGACACACACCAAAUAACAACCCCUCUCUGGACUGGAGCACUGAUUACCAUGGCAACGGAGGUGUUCAGAGAGACAAAUCUCUGUAUCUGAGCUAAUCUCAGGACAAAUCUCAACCAGGGCCUUGAACUGCCACAUCAUGGAAACCUCCAGCCUCACCUCUACACGAAAAUAGGCCAGUUUAGUCCAACCUUAACCCAAGGAGGACUCCACCAACCAAGAGACCACCUAAACCUGAACUAAACCUGAGUUCAACAACUCCAAACAAACAAAAUGCUAAGCAGCUGAAAGAUGGAAUAUUAUGUGCACUAACACUCUCCUGUGUGUCCUCUGAGGGACAACAGGACAGUGCUAUUACAUCUAUUACUGGUUUUAUCUUUUUCUCCUGAUCAUUUACUAUAAUUUAAUUUAAAUUGAAAAUGUUUACACCAGCGAGGAGCGGUGGGCAGGCACUGUGCUGUGAACCAUGCUAAAAGAUGUAUGUACCCCAAAUUCUGUCGAAUUUCCAGAAAGCCCUGAAAAAUUCAUAUCAAGUUUCGCAUUUAGUAAAAAUGGUGUUUACAAUAAUUUCCAAAAAGGCUCUGAAGAGCAGGUGUAAAUUCCUGUAACAUAAAACUGUUUAUUUCUCUUUGACCUCAUAAUUACUAUAUCCUUCUCCAACCAAAGUCAGAGGUUCACAUCACACAAACGAAGGGUUAAAAACCAAAUACAACAGAUCCUCACAAAAUGUUUCCCCAAAUUAUAUGAAACGAAGCCUUUGAUUUGAUGCAGCACUGACUUAGGUACAACACAGUUUGUGUAGAGAAAACAAACAUGAUGAUUCUGACUGUGAUAAUAAGUGUAUUCACACUGCCUUAUUCAGCUAAAGAAAGCCUGUUUGACUGUGCACUGGCUGAAUAAUUGUGUAUGAUUAAAGAACUCUGAUUGUUAUCUCACAGUGAGGCUCAGAUCUGCAGGAUACAAAUGUAUUUUAAUCCUUGAAAUAAUGAAAUAUCAAACAAUUCUUUGUUAAAUAAAAAGAAACAC
Messenger RNA from Seriola dumerili (greater amberjack), 3234 nucleotides. RefSeq names its product thymocyte selection associated high mobility group box (gene tox). The record is from RefSeq and is a predicted model, not a curated record. Bases 480 to 2306 code for a protein of 608 amino acids. Lineage: Eukaryota; Metazoa; Chordata; Actinopteri; Carangiformes; Carangidae. The transcript has 10 exons. Gene Ontology annotation, molecular function: chromatin DNA binding. Gene Ontology annotation, cellular component: nucleus. Gene Ontology annotation, biological process: leukocyte differentiation; regulation of transcription by RNA polymerase II.